UACGUAAAAUGAUAUAUUUGCCAUUCUAUGCGCAGACGUCAUUUUCAUGUAGUGUGUCGCGCAGCCUUGUCUGUGUUAUAAAAGCCGACGGAAAACAUACAGACGCAUUCCGGUCGUAGGCUUAAACUGGAUAACAUUCGAAAAGUAUGUUUGUUGGCGGUAGGAAGAAAACCUUCAUAUUAGAGCUACCAGUAUUACACAGAUUCGAAGAAUUGUUUUCAUCUGGCUCAAAAGAUGUUACACAGAAUCCUAUCACCACGUUUCUUCGGUCCUAGAGGGAAGUUAUUAUGCGACUAUCAAGACAGGAAAAAAAUAAUUCGGACAAAAAUGUCGAGAUCGGGUACACGUAGACAUGAUGCAAUAUCGACGGGUGACUACACAAUUUGUGUUGAAUCUGCUGACAAACCAAAAGGAGGGUGCAGAGGCACAAUUUAUGUAAAACUUCUUGGAGAUGGCAAAGUUGGUGAUGAGGAUGAGUUGUGCGUAGCUGAAUUUCCAGAAAAAAUUUCAAGAGGUCACAAGAACUUUUUCAAAGUCGAUGAACCAAAGAUCAGAAACAUUGAUGGGAUUGAGAUUCGUGGGGAUGCGAUGGUCGGUAAAGAUGGUUGGAAUAUCGAUAAAGUGAUGGUUACAAACAACAAGACAGGUGUUGAAACGGUAUUACCAGUGUUUGCCAACAUAAGAAGUGACAGGACAUACAAAUUUAUGACGGACGACCUUUCAUUGCCGCACUUGAGUUCGAAAAAAGAGGACAGAAAACGUGAUCUUGAAGAAAUGAGGGAGCUAUAUGAGCUAACAGAAAAAUAUCCGGGUUGUCCUCCCCUAGUAAAAAAGCUACCACCAGAAGAAAAGUUUUCAUAUGAAUAUAAAUUUCAUAUUGGUGGGAAAUUAAAAGCAUUAGAAGCGUUAGCAGCAUUUGAUAAGGCAACCUCUGGUGCAUUCCAUAAGCUGGACGAUAUAAAGAGUGUGUAUGGGAUUGUCUUCCCCAAACCUUCAAACCUAGAAAGGUGGAAAAACGAUGAAUUAUUUGGAAUGCAGCGUCUAAUGAGUGUAAACCCCUGCGUGAUACGUCUUUGUACCAAAAUUCCAGACAAGCUUGCAGUCAACGGUCAAAUGCUGAAGCCAUUUCUUGAAAGUAUGACAUUACCACAGGCUUUACAGAAGAAGCGGAUAUUCAUAAUUGAUUAUGACAUACUAGAUGGUCUACCAACAAGAGCAGGGUAUGUCAUGUGUGCUCCAAUUGCUUUAUUCUAUCAAAAGAAUAAUGGCAAACUAGUACCUAUCGCUAUCCAGUUAUUUCAGAAGCCUAGUGCCAACAAUCCCGUCUUUCUCCCAACCGAUCCCCCCACAAACACAUGGAUUCUAGCAAAGAUGUGGUUCAACGUAGCAGAUGCAAAUUACCACCAGUCCGUUGCACAUCUUGGGUUUACCCAUUUAAAGAUGGAAGGUAUCGUCGCUUGUACUCACAGACAGAUACACAAGGACCAUCCUAUCUUCAGAUUACUGAUGCCCCACUUUCUUUAUCUCAUUGCCAUAAAUAAUAUUGGCAUUCCGAUAUUACUCAACGAACAUGGAUACGUGGCAGAAUUGCUGAAUUUAGGCACAAACGGAAUGGUAGAACUUAUGAAACGUAAAAACGAGAAGUGGCGAAUGGACGUUGAUGGUACCCUAUCAACUGACUUGAAAGUACGAGGUGUAGACGAUCAAAAUCUUUUACCGCAUUAUUACUACCGUAAUGACGCCAUCCCGCUUUACGAUGCAAUACGCACGUAUGUACGUAAAUACCUGGAUCUUUAUUACGCCUCAGAUGUUGACGUGCAGGAGGACUACGAGCUGCAGAAUUGGAGGCAAGAAAUCGUUGCCCCUGUGGACCAACAGGGGCUUGGCAUGCUUGGUGUUUAUGGGGAGAACGGCAAAUUCAUCACUAAAGAACAAGUUUGUCAUACCCUGACAAGCAUUAUUUUUACAUGCAGCGUGCAACAUGCAGCUGUCAACUUCCGUCAGUAUGAAGAUUAUGCCUAUCCUCCAAACUAUCCACUAGGACUCCGAGGAAGUCCACCAAAAGGCAAUGGCCAAAUAGAAGAUAUUGAAUUGCUUCAAAGCCUACCACAAAAAACAACAACAUAUGAUACCUUGGUCAUAACGAAUGUGCUAAGUACGAGAGGAAUGAAUAAGCUAGGGAACUUUGAGGUUCACUCUAUCAUCGAUAAAAAGGCACUUGAAGUAGUUGAAGAGUUUCGAGCCGACCUGACACGCAUUGCCAAUGAUAACAAAGAAAAAAACAACGGGAAUCAAAGAAUUGAAAACUAUUGGUGUUUGAAUCCCAACUAUGUACCAAAUUCUAUAAGCAUCUAAUUGUUGUCGAGCUGAACAAGAAAUGCACUUUUGAGUUGAUUGCUGCGAAAUGAAAAACGCUCCAACUUCCACCUCGUUUGUUAUAGACAGAAAUUUUUAUCUCUACAAAUUAGAUUCAUUAUAUAUCAAUAUGUUAAGCUGUCCAUUUCUUUUAUUUUGCUGUUAUCCAUUAGUUAUUCACUAUUUCUUGUAGAUGGAGAUUAUAAGUGUUGAAAUAUACACGUAUUGGUGUAUAGUUUACGUGAGUAAAAUAUUGUAUUUCUUGUGUAUUUUGACGGUUUUUGUGGCUGGUAUAUCUUGUAGGCUUGCGUCUUUUGAAUACAAUUUAAACUUUC
This is a messenger RNA of Mercenaria mercenaria, 2690 nucleotides long. RefSeq names its product polyunsaturated fatty acid 5-lipoxygenase-like. Gene Ontology annotation, biological process: lipid oxidation. Gene Ontology annotation, molecular function: metal ion binding; oxidoreductase activity, acting on single donors with incorporation of molecular oxygen, incorporation of two atoms of oxygen; protein binding. Bases 235 to 2355 code for a protein of 706 amino acids. NCBI's taxonomy places the organism in Eukaryota, Metazoa, Mollusca, Bivalvia, Venerida, Veneridae. The record is from RefSeq and is a predicted model, not a curated record. The transcript is spliced from 6 exons.